This is a messenger RNA of Vavraia culicis subsp. floridensis, 677 nucleotides long. RefSeq lists its product as uncharacterized. Gene Ontology annotation, molecular function: protein kinase binding. Lineage: Eukaryota; Fungi; Microsporidia; Pleistophoridae. The record is from RefSeq and is a predicted model, not a curated record. Bases 1 to 636 code for a protein of 211 amino acids. The transcript has a single exon.
AUGGAUCAUCCCAUCAAUGAAAUGGAAUUGAGCAGUGAUUCGUCAGACUACAAUCAUCAAAACAUAGAGAAGAGCACACUACGCAGAUUAGUGCGCGAAAAGAAGGAGCGCGAUAGGCAUGAAAUGGCGAAAGAACUGGAGGACAUAAAGAAGAAACUCGAAAAACAGUACGAUCCAGAGCUGGACAAGAGAAAGGAGUUUAUUGAACGAAAGCUCAGGCCGAAAUUCGUUGAAACAAGCACAAACACGAUCAACAACGCGGUCGAAGAGCAAAACAAUGACGAUAAUUUUGCAGAGUGUCUGUUAUUCUUGGGCAAUGAUCCUACCAUUGAAAAUUUCAUAGAAUUUGUUGAGAACACGAAGAACGUAAAUCUUGAACAAUUUGAUGAAUUUUUGCUUCUGAACUUGGCAGAGAACAUCAAAGAGGGCCUGAACGAGGCAGGGCUCGUCAUUUCAACCCUUUCGUUGUAUUUCAAGUAUCUCAAACAGGGCGGCGUAUCUCUUCUCAGGAAGUUGAGCGAGUCCUUGAAGGACGAGAGCAAAAAAAGAAUUUUUGAUGACGAGUGCAGGAAGUACUACGAAGACUCGAAGCAGGCACUUCUCAGUCUCAAGGACACGCGUGGCGAACUGAGAUGAUAAGCUGUCGUUAAAUAAAUAUUUGUUCGUUGAGUUUUGCC